This is a messenger RNA of Trichobilharzia szidati, 1260 nucleotides long. The record is from the annotation of a GenBank genome assembly. NCBI's taxonomy places the organism in Eukaryota, Metazoa, Platyhelminthes, Trematoda, Strigeidida, Schistosomatidae.
AUGAAACUUUUCUGUUUAUAUCUAGUCACCUUUUUAACGUCCUCAUACGCCUUCAUCGCUGAUCCAUACAAUAAUCAUAGACAUGAUGGCUAUGACUACGAUUCAUAUUUUGAUAAGGAAUUCGACAGAAGCUUUCUUGGAUUUUAUGAUUAUUCAGAUGAUUACAAGCCAAGAGAUGAUUUUUAUGAUAACACGCCAGCGAUUAAUGAAGGACAUGGAAACGAAGGAGACGGAGAAAGAGGAGGAGCAGGAGGAGAAGGAGGCGGACAAAAUUCUGAAGGAAAUUCAAAUGGUCCUAAUGAACAAGAUAAUCAAAACCACGGUCCUGGUCAUCAUCAUGACCACAGCCAUGGUGAGCAUAACUAUGACUAUGAUGACUACUAUUCCUAUGCACCAUCACCUCCACGUCACCAUUAUUACCAUGACAACUACUAUUACGAUCAAUUAGAUGAUGACGAUGAUGAUGAUAAUGAUGAUGAUCAGGAUCAGGAUCAGGAUCACGGUAAUGCCCGAAAUAAUAAUAAUGGAGGUCAGAACAACAAUAAUAUUAGAACUAACAGUAGCCAUCGUCCACCUCGGCGACAUCGGUAUCAUGAUCGUUAUUUCUAUAGAUAUGACAGACAAGUUAAAGAAUUCGUAUUCGAUGGAAAACCGUUAUAUGUACCUAAAAGACGACAAUAUAAUAAUUAUUACUAUUAUCCAGGAAUUUCUAAAGUAGAAGGUUUUGGAAUUAAGGGUGAUAUAUACGGUGAUCAGAUUAAUAAAACAGAUGAUAAAUAUGAUAGAUAUGGUAAUUACCUACCAGAUUAUCAAAAUGUGAAUAUUGGUCCACGUCCUCAAGUUGGAGACAGUGAUCCCAGAGGACAAGAUAAUAAUGAUGGCCAUCGUAAUGAGGAAUCAGAUGAACACUUUGCAGCUGGUGAGGCUGGUGCGGAUCAACAGAGGGAAAUCAGAGAGGGGGAUAAUGGUGAAGGCAUGCCACGAGAUUUAAAUAAACAACCUGAAAGCCCACCAAAUGAAAGAGGUCAACGACAAAAUGAAAAAAACGAAAACCGAAAAAAGAAUGAUAGAAAGAAGGAUAAAAAGAAAGUCAAGAAGGACAAGAGAAAAUAUUAUCGUUACAACAAUAGAUAUGAUGGUUCAUAUGAUGACUAUGAUUCCUAUGACUACCAAUCAAAUGACAAUGGGAAAACGGAGGAAGACGAAGCAGGAGAUGAAAAUAAUUCCCAAGACGAGCAGACGACAGAGGGUGAUGAAUAA